GGGAACCAACGCCACAGACCAUCCACUGACAGACAAUUCACCACGUUGUCGUCGGUUGACUGCUGGACUAAUGGAGCCGAUGGAAAAAAAACAUUCGAAUGUUGACGUGAAGACGAUAAAUGUUCGCGUGCUGCUGCUUUUUCGGCGAAUGGCGGCAGUCGUCGCAACGACAUUUACGCUUUACGGCACCGGAAGUGAUUGUGCCGUAAAUCGGGUCGGUGCAUCAGAACGCAUGGGCUCUCUCCGCGGUGACAUCGUGUGUGUGUUUUAGCUUCUGACAUGAUGGAGGCCAAAUCCAAGAAACCCUUUUCUCCUAAAGUCGGGAAGAAGCCGAGGCUCACGCCGAAAGGAAAAGAAUCCAUCGGGACCAAACUCGGCGGGAAGCCCGGCGGCAAGAAGCCCUUCAAACCGUACAACAACACAGAGAGGAAGGGCAGACCGGGGAAGGGCAAAGAUGGCGGCAAGAAGGAACACAAAUUCCCUUUCUCCAAACCCGGGAUGGGGCCGAAGAAGAGGAAAGGCGAAGAGGAAGGUGAAGGUCCGGGGGCCAAGAGGAUGAAGAAGGGCGAGUUCAAACCGAAGAAGGAGAUGACGAAGGAGGAGCUGAAGCAGAACCGGCAGCAGAUGAAGAAGGACCUGAAGAAGAGUCGGCAGCAGGCGGAGAGGAAGGACAUGUUCCAGAUCAUCUGUCAGUCCAAACAGAUGUGGGGAGACAUCAGGAGGAAGAAUUGUGACGACGACUUGAAGAAGAAACUCAUGAAGCAGCUUCACGAUCUGAUCCGAGGGAAAACCAAACAGAUGGCGUUUGCUCACGACUCGGUGCGAGUGCUGCAGUGUUUCAUCCAGUUCGGCAGCCACGAGCAGAGACAGGAAGUGUUCGGUGAACUCAAAGACGACGUCAUCGGUUUGUGUAAGUCCCAGUACGGGAAACACGUGGUGAAGAAGAUGCUGAUGUACGGGAACAAGGAGCUGGUGGCGGGCGUGAUGCAGGCGUUCAAGGGUCACGUGCGGCCGAUGCUCCGCCACGCCGCCGCCUCCUCCAUCAUCGAGUACGCCUACAACGACAAGGCCGUGCUCGCGCAGAGACUCAUGCUCACCGAGGAGCUGUACGGCAACACGUUCACCAUCUGCAAGUCAACGGUGUGUAACACCAUCGAGAAAGUCGCGGAGACGAACCCGGAGAAGCUGAACGGGAUCAUCGACGAGAUGAAGCAGAUUCUCACUCCCAUGGCCCAGAAAGAACAGGUGAUCAAACACUCUCUGGUCCACAAAGUCUUCCUGGACUUCUUCCUGUUCACACCUGACAAACAGAGAACGGAGAUGAUCGAGUCCAUCAGAGAGUCGGUCGUCUACAUGGCUCACACACACGAUGGAGCGCGAGUGGCGAUGCACUGUCUGUGGCACGGGACGGCCAAGGACAGAAAAGUCAUCAUCAAGACCAUGAAGACGUACAUGGUGAAGUUCGCCACGGGGGAGUUCGGUCACCUGGUUCUUCUCGCCAUGUUCGACUGUGUGGACGACACCAAGCUCGUCAAACAGGCCGUUCUCUCGGAGAUCCUGUCGUCUCUGGACGAGGUCAUGGGUAACAAGUACGGUAAGAAGGUUCUCUUGUACCUGCUGAGCCCCAGAGACCCGGCGCACCUGCUGCCUGAGAUCAUCAAGGUGCUGGAGCGGGGAGACGGGAACGCUCACAGUAAGAAGGACGCGGCGCUGCGGAGGAAGGAGCUGCUGGAGGUCGUGUCGCCGCCGCUGCUCGAGCAUCUCCGCGACAACGCCGGCACCAUGGUGAUAGACAAGGCCACCUGCGUCACCGUCAGCGACAUCCUGGCGUCUGCCUGCGGCGACCUGCGGCCUGCCAUGACGGCCGUGGCCCAGAUGGCCAAUCAGGAGCUGGUGCCGGGCGGCACCAAGGGAACGCUCCACAUGGCCGAACAUCCAGCCGGUCACCUGGUGCUGAAGUGGCUCAUAGAGCAGGACGCCGCUCUGGCAGAGGCGGGGAAGGAAGAGCGGUUUGCCAGGAUCCUGUUGGACACGGUGGGAACAGACAAGAUGAAGAGUUGGGUCAAAGUCAACAGAGGAGCCAUGAUUCUGUGCAGCCUCCUGAGCAGCUGUGACGAGUCCGUGUCCACGGAGGUGAAGGCGGCGCUGAAGUCCAUCACAUCGGAGCUCAGCAGCAUCAGCAACAACAAAGGAGCUGAAAUCCUCCUGGAGAAACUGAACAAGUAGAGACUUCAGACGAACGGCUCACGUUAAAAAAAACACCUCACUUCCUGUUCAGCCGACGGCCACAAAGACUGAGUGUGUGUGUGUGUGUGUGUCGCCGCCAGUGGGAACGUUUUCAGGAAGUGGACAGAGUUCUGGUUCAUCGUGUUUGUGAAUAAUGAAAUUUGAAUGUUUGGAGAGAGUCCUUCUGUCCCACGAAAAACUCUGCUCCUGAAGAGACCGGAACACGACAGAGGCCGGUUCAAGACGCAAAACAUGAGAUUACAAGAAUAUGGUCAAAUUACGACUUUGUUCUCGAAAUUUCAUAUUUAGUAAAUUAGAACUAGUUAAUCUGUAAAUGGCCAGGUUAUAGACAUUUUAAUGUGACAGUUUAAACAACUGGUAAUUGUCAAAUAAUUCACGAACACAAUUCCAACUAUGACAAAUAAAAGCAACUGCUUCCUGUCCAGUUAAUCUGAUCCAUCCUCAGUUUAGUUUUGUUUCUUUGUAACGUUUUGUACUUUGAGUGAUCAUUGUUUCAGCCGAAAAGAAAACCUUGUUUGCAAAAUAAAGAUUAUUGAUUCCUUAA
Messenger RNA from Scophthalmus maximus (turbot), 2791 nucleotides. RefSeq names its product pumilio RNA-binding family member 3 (gene pum3). Gene Ontology annotation, cellular component: nucleolus. Gene Ontology annotation, molecular function: mRNA binding. NCBI's taxonomy places the organism in Eukaryota, Metazoa, Chordata, Actinopteri, Pleuronectiformes, Scophthalmidae. The transcript is spliced from 18 exons. The coding region runs from base 280 to 2226 and encodes 648 amino acids. The record is from RefSeq and is a predicted model, not a curated record. Gene Ontology annotation, biological process: regulation of translation.